CAUAAUAUCGCAUCACUUUGCCAUUUACAUCCUUUGAUGUGACUAGAAUCCACAUUUUUUUAACCAUUUACAUCAAGCAUUUAUAAUACCAUUACAAAAAAGAAGCAGACACAUUGCUAUUAUACAGAUAAAUAAUGCCACCGACUAAAAACCUUUCAGAGAGCACAGUGGGCCAAACACUUCCCGAUAACCACAAGAAUGCUACUAAUGUGUUGUUAUCAUCACUCGCAGAGAUCGAAGUACUGAUAUCACCUCUGACUGCUGCUCCGAACUCAUUAUCAGAGACACUGACUAAGCUAGAUAACGAGAAACGCUGUCAACUCGAAUUGCUUUUAGCUUAUGCCCUUAAUACACUAGCAUUCAUCAACUUAAAGUCCAAUGGUAUCCCAUCUAAUUCUCAUCCGGUUAUGAGUGAACUAAAACGAAUUCAAGCCUAUACAGAGAAACUUCGACAUGCAACAUAUGGCAACAAACCCAGCAUGAGUGUUGACAAGGAUGCAGCGGAGCGGUUUAUCAAGGGCGCUUUGGCAUCGAAUGCAAUGCCAGACUCAACAGCACCCUCGAUAGCAAAAGGAGAAGGAAAACACUCAAAGUUUGAUGAACAAGGAAAGGAAAUAGAAAAUGAUGAUGAUCAGAAGAAAAACGUGAUUCAAGGCUCAAAUGUAAAGACAACAGACUCAAGUUCAUCAUCAUCAACAGCAGGGACGACAGCGACAACAACGUCGUCAUCAUCAUCAACGAGAAAGCGCAUGGAUCCGUUUCAAGGAUACGGCGAGAAUAAGAAAAAAAGAAAUUAAUAUAUAAGAUGGAUGUGCU
This is a messenger RNA of Lobosporangium transversale, 816 nucleotides long. RefSeq lists its product as hypothetical. The transcript has 3 exons. Gene Ontology annotation, molecular function: RNA binding; DNA binding. NCBI's taxonomy places the organism in Eukaryota, Fungi, Mortierellomycota, Mortierellomycetes, Mortierellales, Mortierellaceae. Gene Ontology annotation, biological process: maturation of 5.8S rRNA; regulation of gene expression. Bases 135 to 797 code for a protein of 220 amino acids. The record is from RefSeq and is a predicted model, not a curated record. Gene Ontology annotation, cellular component: nucleolus; exosome (RNase complex).